AUGCAAGGCAGUCAUACAUGUUCUGUACACGAAUGUGCUGCGAGAUUGAAACCCAUCUUUAGGUUUCCACACCCAAAUCGGGGCCUUGAUCGGUUUCUCGCGUGGGUUAAAGCCGCGAAUAACCCAAAAUUCGUGGUUUUGACCCACGACCAAAUUCACCGAAGGGGGUACAUUUGUUUCCAGCAUUUUCAACCCGAGGAUUAUGUACCAGGAACACAAAGGCUGCGUCGAUCUGCAGUACCAACCAUUUUGCCUCCUCGAGAUGAUAACGAACUGCGUUCAUCACUCGAAGCAGAUCAGAUCGACGUGUCCAAUGUAGGGCCACAAACCAUUGAUCUCACUUUCCUCACUCCAGAAAAAGAAUGCCCGUACUUUCAUGCAAUAGCAAAUUUAACUCCACGUACGAGACGAACUCCAAGUUCUCAAAGUUUAGCUACUAAACUGGAGACUCUCGGGGGUAGAAGUGCAUGGAGUACUGGCGUUCCAGUGCGACAACUGAAUUUUGGAGCAGAAGAGGAUGGGAUCAAUGAGCUCCCUGGUGCUGGGCCUUCGGGGUUACAAAAUAUUCCAAAAAUAGAUUUUGCUGGAAACUUUGUACCUGCCAGGCAGUCGGUGGAUACUUCCAAGUCCAUGACCAAGACUCCACGAAAAAUAUUAGAUCGGCUGGGGAUCAAAGGGACCACCGUCAAUUUUAGCAGCAAUGAAACCCUGCUGUACGUGGAGGCGAAACGCCUGCAAAGGCAAGUGGGGAGACUGCAGAGGCAGGCACAAAAGCGCAAAAGCGCACUUCAUUCUGUUAAACAACUUCUGCGAGAUCGACAACUGGUUCAUCUCGUGGAAGGGUUGUCUCCCCUACAGCAGAGAUUUUUUAACAGCCAGAUUAGAAAUGUAAAUCGUAAACCGAAAGGCAGAAGUUUUACGUUUGAGGAGAAGGUAGAUGCCAUUGCCAUUUGGAAACAUGGCCCAAAAACGUAUAAACUUCUGUCAAGAAUGUUUACGCUGCCGUCUAUUGACACUCUGAGGGCAACCCUAAAUAAAGUUCCAAUAGAACCGGGUAUCAACAAACCCAUUUUCGAAGUUCUCAGAAAGCAAGUAUGUCGCAGAAUGGACAGUAAGUACAAUUUAUGUACUCUCAUCUUUGAUGAAAUGUCCAUUCAGCCUCACCUCGACUACUUGCCUUGUGAGGACAGAGUUGUGGGUUUUGAAGAUGACGGUACAACAAGGUCGGAAAAAAUUGCAGACCAUGUUUGCGUAUUUAUGCUAAGAGGAAUUUUCAAAAGGUGGAAGCAGCCUGUUGCUUUUGCUUUUUGCAAAAACUCUAUGUCUGCUGCAAACAUUGUCCGUUUUUAUAAAGAGAUUGUGAAAGAAGCAACAGCGGUCGGCUUAAACAUCAUUGCUUCAGUUUGUGAUCAAGGUACUACAAACAGUGCCGCAAUCAAUAUGCUUUUACAAGAAACCAAACGACGUGCUAUUUUGGGAAAUGAAGAGGAAGUUGAAGAGAAUGUGAUAAGAAUUGGUGAUCACGAAGUUAUCCCUCUCUUUGAUCCUCCUCAUCUUCUAAAAAGUAUGCGAAACAAUCUUCUCACCAAAGAUCUGCUUUAUGUAGAAAAAUCAGGUGUAGAGAGAAGAGCUUCUUGGAGUUUUUUUGAAAAGGCAUAUGAUUUGGAUCAUACGGAGGGUGACACCCUGAGAGUGAUGACAAAGAUCACCAUAGACCAUGUGAAGCCUAACUUAAGAGGCAAAAAAAUGAAAGUUCGUUAUGCUUCACAGGUCUUUAGCUCAACUGUUGCUAAGUUCAUAUAUCUCUGUUCCACCGGGGCAUUAGGGGGAAGCAUACCACCUGAUGCUCGAUACACUUGCAAUUUGUUUUUGUUCAUGGAUUCUGUCUUUGACAGCGUUAAUGGAGGAUUUGGAGACUGUGGUGGUAAGAAAUUACGUCAAAUGGUAGGAGAUGACACUCUUCAUCAUAGUUUUUGGCUGGAAGGGAAACGCAUGUUCAGCAAUAUGAGAUUUGAACCACGUAAAUCUGGAGAUCGAGCAAAACCUCCAGUUUUGCAAGGGUGGUAUCGUACUUUAAAUGGUUUUAUGCUUAUCAAGGAAACUCUAAAGAAACUUGGUUAUAACUCUUUCCCAGCAAGAGCUUUUAAUCAAGAUCCUUUAGAAAAUUUUUUUGGUCAAUUAAGACAAUAUGGAGUACGAUAUACAAAUCCGUCUUGCAAAGCAUUCGUACCAUUUUAUAAAUCACUAAUGAUGAAGAAUUUUUGCUCCUAUCAUUCUCGUGGAUCUAAUUGUGAGCAAGAUGACGAGUCAUUUGUGGUCUCAAUUAGAGAGUUUCUUAGUCUUGAUAUAAAUCGUAAGUGUAUCGAAGAUCAGUGGAAGCCGCCACCAGUUCCUGAUACUGUGUCUGAGGAUAAUUUUUAUGACCAAAAUGUUAUAGGUUAUAUUGGCGGAUUUCUAGUUAAACACAUGCCAAAACCACUUGACUGUGAAAUCUGUCGAUUUAACUUGAUACAUGAUGGCGUCCCAAACAUUCAAUAUCAUGGUCUGGUGGUGCAGAAGGAGUAUGAUGGUGAAAAAAGACGGUUGCAAUACGCGAAUGUCGAGAUGAUUAAAACUCUAAUUAAGAUUUAUAAUCAUCUCGUCAUUUUGGUUCCGUCUGCAAUUUAUCAUCCUUCUCUUUCUCAAAGGUUAAUAAGCCACCUGCGAAUUACAGUUGAUUUUGAUUUUCGGGAGUGCUUACAUACCGAAGAACUGAAAGCUCAACUUUUUCAUCUAUUUAUAAGAGUGUAUAUCUUUAGAUACAUGAAAAAACUCAGCAAUUUCGUAUUUGGUAAGGAAGAGCCUAACAAAUCAACUUCACUGGAAAGACAAAUGCAACAAUUAUAUUUACGUUUUAAAAAAAGAAAGAGAACGUUUGUAUAAUUUUGCAUUUCGCAGGCUAUACAUCAGCUUAGUUUUGUUCAUAUCGGAAGAAAGUAGUGUGCUGGGUUUAAUUGUGAUAUUUCUGACGGUAUGAAUGAAAAGUGCAAAGGCAGUUUGCAUUUCUACUGGUUGUUUGUAUUUUAAAAAUGUCUUGUCCAUAUUCUGUUUCUUUUCUUAUUUUAAUAUAUUGUAACUAAUGUAAGUUAUUAGAGAACACUUUAUUCACACUGUCAUUUUUAGCAAAUUGUUGUUAUAUUGCAGUAUUUUCAUUUA
This is a messenger RNA of Zophobas morio, 3195 nucleotides long. RefSeq lists its product as uncharacterized. Lineage: Eukaryota; Metazoa; Arthropoda; Insecta; Coleoptera; Tenebrionidae. The record is from RefSeq and is a predicted model, not a curated record. The transcript has 6 exons. The coding region runs from base 1 to 2922 and encodes 973 amino acids.